AUGGCAGUGUUCUCUGGCUCUUCACAGCUACCUUCCAGAGCCCGCUCCUCGCGGCUGACAAAGCAGCGGCAUUAUGUCUAUGUACUGGUUUUGAAUAUGGGAAAUCUGCCAGGACACUGUGGCUCUGGGAUUAAACGUCUCUCAUUUGAAAAGAGACUUCCAUGGGCAGAGGUUUUUAUUUUCUCAAGUCACCCAUUUAUCAUCCGGACCAAGGCUAUUUACAUAAACUGCGGGCUCAAGUUGAGCGUCUCAGGAUCGCAGUGGGCACCUUUGCUUGCUGUUCAGGACUCCAAGCCGGAGGACUUCCAACGAGUUAUCAAUGUGAAUCUCAUAGGAACCUUCAAUGUGAUCCGCCUUGUGGCUGGUGAGAUGGGCCAGAAUGAACCAGACCAGGAAGGCCAACGUGGGAUCAUCAUUAACACCGCCAGCGUGGCUGCUUAUGAGGGCCAGGUUGGACAAGCUGCAUACUCUGCUUCCAAGGGGGGCAUAGUGGGCAUGACACUGCCCAUUGCUCGGGAUUUGGCUCCCAUGGGCAUCCGGGUGAUAACCAUUGCUCCAGGUCUGUUUGGCACCCCACUGCUGACCAGCCUCCCAGAGAAAGUGCGCAACUUCCUGGCCAGCCAGGUGCCCUUCCCCAGCCGACUGGGCCACCCUGCUGAGUAUGCUCAUCUGGUACAGUCCAUCAUCGAGAACCCAUUCAUCAAUGGAGAGGUCAUCCGGCUGGAUGGGGCCAUCCGCAUGCAGCCUUGAAGGGAGGGGGCAGACGAAACACACUCUCUUCCACCCGUCCUUCCCCUGGCAUACUAUACUCCAGCUUGGGAGGAAGCCUGGUAGCCAUUUUGUAACUCUGCCCACUAAUCACCUUCUGUGCCUAAUAAAGUCUAUUUCUUACAGGAAAAAAAAAA
Molecule: messenger RNA, 905 nt
Organism: Myotis brandtii (Brandt's bat)
Lineage: Eukaryota; Metazoa; Chordata; Mammalia; Chiroptera; Vespertilionidae
Product: 3-hydroxyacyl-CoA dehydrogenase type-2-like
Exons: 4
Coding region: 1-750 (249 amino acids)
Biological process (GO): fatty acid metabolic process; estrogen metabolic process; androgen metabolic process
Cellular component (GO): mitochondrion
Molecular function (GO): estradiol 17-beta-dehydrogenase [NAD(P)+] activity
Source: RefSeq, a predicted model, not a curated record